Molecule: messenger RNA, 4509 nt
Organism: Anoplopoma fimbria (sablefish)
Lineage: Eukaryota; Metazoa; Chordata; Actinopteri; Perciformes; Anoplopomatidae
Gene: sema4gb
Product: sema domain, immunoglobulin domain (Ig), transmembrane domain (TM) and short cytoplasmic domain, (semaphorin) 4Gb
Exons: 15
Coding region: 218-2866 (882 amino acids)
Biological process (GO): neural crest cell migration; positive regulation of cell migration; semaphorin-plexin signaling pathway
Molecular function (GO): semaphorin receptor binding; chemorepellent activity
Source: RefSeq, a predicted model, not a curated record
GCAUUGAGUAACUGCAGCAGCAGCAGAACAGCUCUGUGUUCCACCGCGGACAGAACGACUCAGAGGAUAUUUGUGGACAUUAAAGCAGCUGGAGGAUAAUCAAAAAGUCUACGUCUGCUUGCUGCUGGGCCUGAAGAUUCACGUUUCUUAGAUUUUGUCCAACAAGCUGAGCAGCAAGUGAGGCCUUUGCUUGGACCGAGACCUGUGUGUUAUAAACAUGGGAGACCAGAGGCCAGUCCAGAACCUCCUGCCCCUGCUGCUGCUCCUGACCCUCCUGGCCAGGCUGUCACAGCUGUGGGCCUUCCCCUUCAGCCCGUCCCUGGACCUUGACGUCACUCCCAGGACUACCGUCUUCUCCAAAGGUCUGUUGGGCAGCUCCAGUUUCACCGGCUCUUCCAGGAACUUCAGCACCCUCCUGCUGGAGGAGGAGGCCGGGCUGCUGUACGUUGGAGGCAGAGGAGCUCUGCACGCUCUCAACACCUCCAACAUCUCCACGACCUCGAACCUCACGAUUGAUUGGGAUGCUUCCCCCGAGCAGAAGAAACAGUGUCUAAACAAAGGCAGAGACAAUCAGACAGAGUGCUACAAUCACAUCCGCUUUCUGCAGCGAUUCAAUGAGACUCACCUGUACGUCUGUGGAACAAACGCCUUCAGACCUCUUUGUGCUUAUUUAGACUCAGAGCGGUUCAGCUUCACCUCCGGCUUUGAGGAGGGCAGAGACAGGUGUCCAUACGACCCAGCGAAGGGAUUCACCGGCCUCCUCGUAGACGGUGAGAUAUUCACGGCCUCUCAGUACGAGUUUCGGAGCUCUCCAGAUGUUCGCAGAAACUUCCCCUUCCCAACGCUCAGGACGGAGGAAGCCCCGACCCGGUGGCUUCUGGAGGCAGAUUUUGUGGGCUCCGUGCUGCUGAAGGAGAGUGUCAACAGCUCCAUCGGCGACGACGACAAGAUUUACUUCUUCUUCACGGAGAGAAGCCAGGAGCAGAUCGCCUACCCGAGCCAGACCAAGGUGUCCAGGGUGGCCCGAGUCUGCAAGAAUGACUGGGGAGGCCAGAGGACCCUGCAGAGGAAGUGGACCUCCUUCCUGAAGGCCAGAAUGGUGUGUUCGGUCCCAGAAUACGAGCUGCACCUCAAUAUCCUACGCAGUGUGUUUGUCCUGCAGGGUCGAGACGCUCAAAGCAGCGUUUUCUAUGGCGUCUUUGGCUUGGAAUGGAAGAACAUCAAAGCGUCUGCUAUCUGCCAGUACGCCUUCUCGGAUGUGCAGAAGGUGUUCGAGGGUCCAUUCAUGGAGGUGCAGGACUCAAAGUGGAGGGAGUACACGGGGAAAGUUCCAGAGCCAAGACCUGGAUCUUGCAUUACAGAUGUGCACAGGUCCCAGGGCAUCAACUCAUCUCGGGACCUUCCAGACAAUGUUCUCACUUUCGCCAGAAGGCACCCGCUGAUGGCCAGCCAGGUGCACCCGAUAGGUGUGCGCCCACUCAUGUUCAAGAGGAGCGUCAACUACGUGAAGAUAGUCGUGCACAAGGAGCCGGCGCUGGAUGGGAACACUUAUACGGUUCUGUUUUUGGGAACUGAUGACGGGUGGCUGCACAGAGCUGUAGACAUUGCUGGAGAAAUGCACAUCAUAGAGGAGCUGCAGCUGUUUGAUAAACCCCAGCCCAUAGAGAGCAUGGUCAUAUCCUCCGCUCUGCGGAGCAUCUAUGUCGGUUCCCACUCUGGAGUCGUGCAGGUACCGAUGUCUGCCUGUCAGAGGUACACUUCCUGUUACGACUGCGUAUUCGCCAGAGAUCCGUUCUGUGGCUGGGACGGGAGGGUGUGUGUGGAAAUAUCUUCACAUGCAAAGAGGUCGAACCUAACCCAGGAUAUCCUGAAGGGGAUCAGAGGCUGCAGGGAGAAUUCAGGAAAUGUGGUCCACCGGCGGCGCUCUGUGAUGUCUGGUGACGACGUGCUACUCCAGUGCGAGCUGCGUUCCAACCUGGCAACUCCCCGCUGGACGCUGAACGGCAAGGAACUCCAGGGAUACGGCCUCAAUUCAGGGUACCGCAUCGGCACAGACGGCCUCCUCAUAAUCGGAGCUCGGGCCCAGCAGAGCGGCUCCUAUCGCUGCUUCGCCGUGGAGAACUCCGUCUCAGUCCUGAUUUAUCUUUACACAGUCAGGGUGCACACGGACCCGUUCUUCCCCGUGGAGCCCGAGGCCACAACAAACCCCACCACAGCUUCCAGCCCGACUGUGUUCUCCACCAGCAGCCCCACUGAGCAGCCUCUGCCCUCGCCUCCCGCCCCGCUGCCUCCAGGAGCUGAGUUCCAGACCUACAGACACAUGGAGGCCGUGUACAUUUCCCUGGUGGCGGUCCUCGGAGGGCUUUGCCUGGUGUUGACUGUGGUGCUGCUUUACGUGAGCUUCUGCACCAGACGGGCGUCCCGGGACCGGAAGUUCUCCCAGCAGGGGCUGCAGGUCCUGGGGGCCUCCGAGAGAAAGAGGAGCUCCCACUUAGAACUUAAAACCAUCUACAACGGCCGCCAAAGUCGACGCUCCAUCUCGGUGCCGACUUUCAGUGACAUGGGUGACGGCUUCCUGCAGAUAGUUCCAGGCGAAGGCCAGUUCUCUCCGUGCAAGACGCCUCCACCAGCCCCUCCUCUUCCCAUGCCGCCUCCGCUGCCCAACAUGGACUACGCCAACGGGCUGUCGGCCACUCUGCCCAGCGUGCUGAGGAAGAUGAACGGGAACAGCUACGUGCUGCUGCGGCAGGUCGACCACGACGGCAUGUCGCCGCUCUACCACUCCUUCACAGAGGAGCUCAACAGGAUCCUGGAGCAGAGGAAACACACACAGCUGGACCUGCAGCCUGACGAAAGCUCCAUCUAGGACGGCCCUCUCAGUCGUAAUUUAUUUUAACCCCAACGGUGACCCGUAGCUGAGGGGAGAACUGACUGUUGUAUCAAACGCUGCUGUUAUUUACCCAGUGUCACCUGCAGGUCGUGUCCUCACCUGAUCUGAAAUGUGCCGCCUGCUGCGUCUCCCAUGACACUAAACGGCCCAUGUUUUCAAGUCAACAAUGGACUACACUAACCAGAGAUUGAUAUUCAAAAAGUGUAGCUGUGUAAAAAAAAUUGGGCCACAGACUGCACUGUUACAAAUGACCACAAGAAAGAAGGUUAAUGAGGCUAGCUAGACUCUCUGGAGGCUUGUGGAAGAUGGCGGUCGGAUGACACGAAAACGCAAAGGUGCCACCUGGGACACAAAAAUAAAUCAGGCCAGGAGGUGAUCACGUAUUCAUGAGGAGGUGUUCAGGAACAUGCAAUGUAACAUGACCCUUCUAUGGAGCUUAAAGUGAUACUCCACCCAAAAUCUUUUGUGCGUUGUUACAAAGCAUUCGGCUACAGUUGGAAACUACCUUUCACCUGACGUGCCCUCAUAAUUUCCCUCCUUAUUGCGAGUUUGAAAUCAAGAUCUUUCUGCUCCCUGAAAAGCCCAGAAUUUCCAACUCAAAAUGAUAUCAAACUGAGAAAAUCAGCAAAUUCUGAGAUUUGAGAAGAUGAGGUUUGGCCUUUUUGUUUAAAUAAAUGAAGAUUACCUCAAAUAAUAAUAAUAAUGAUUUCAAUCCGUCAACAAGCUUUUGUUCUUUAUGAAGUAGCAAACUACGUUUUUAAACCUGUUUAAUUCUUAAAAGAUUUCAUGUGGAGUGUCACUUUAAGAAGUUGUUACAGCACACGAGAGCUCAGGUGGUGUGAAAAAGCAUACAUUUCCAAUAUAUAUAUAUUUUAAAACACUAUUUCUUCAAUUCCUUCCGUCCUCAUGUAGAUUUCAGUAAGCUCAUCACUGUUAGCAGCUGUUAGCAGUGUUUUUAUUGUGUCAGUGCCAGUGGAAACACCUGUAGCAAACCUGAGCAUCUGUGCGAGAAAAGACACAGCUUGAGUCGUCUAUUAUUGGACAUUAAAGGAGCAGCCAGUUUGUGGUCAGAUUGAUUGAAUUCACAGAACUCCACCUACUGGCUUCGUGGCCCAGGAGAGGAAACCACAACACAGGCUGGAGACAAACGGACCAGAUGCUGUAAAGAAGAUGCUUAUUCGCUGUUUUAUAUUUAUACAGAUGAACAUACAUAAACGUCUUUGUCAGACUGAAGCCUCGUUUGUGUCGACACCUUGAUGAGACAUCACGACAAUAGUUUCAUGCCGACACUGGGUUCUUUUGAAAAUGAUGUUGCAUAGAGACAAAAUGUGUUUCAUCUUCUUCGUCAUCUGCUGUGAAAAAGCUGCUGGUUGGUGAGAGUUGUUGAAUCAGAGCAGAGAAAACCUUCACACAUGCUUCCCCCAAAGCCAUCCUCAGUGUUUACCUGACAUCAGAGCAAUGCGAAAACAACACAAACCACAGCGCCCUACAGUAUUUCAUUAACAAGGUGAACAGCGCUAUGAUUAAAUAGCACAUGCAUAACUUAGAUGCACUGAAAAUGAAUCUCUGAGUAGUUUGUUAUCAUGUCAGCGGUGAAUAAAAAUGUAUUUUCCUGCAAA